UACUUGGAGAGACUGCUAGCUUCAGGAGUGUUUCUGUUCUGGGAAGAAUUGACACCUAUUCCUUUUUGUUGUGAGCUGUUAUGUGCAAAUAUUAGCUGGAUUCUCCUGUUCCACCACAAUAACCCUUUGGCAGUGCCCACUUCGCCGCCCACUUCCCUGCCAUCAGCAGGAUCAGACAAGCAGGAAACAGCAGACUGAGUCACUGACUGAAUACACACAUCGAUCAGACAGGGCACUGUGAUGGAGAUCUUCUCUGCUCUCUUACUGCUCGAGCAAGUGAUGAUUCUACAAAUACGAGAAGGUUCCUCAGUGGAGAUUGGAGCACCUGUACUAACGAUGGAGCCAAUGUGGGACAGAUUCUUAACGGGCGACCGGAUCACUCUUAGCUGCAAUGCCGGUCGGGAGCUUCGUUCAACAACCUAUAACUGGAUCGUAAACAAAACUACCAAAGAGUUCAGGGAGAAGACUUACAUCAUUGAGGCUGCUACAAAGGAGGAUGAUGGAGAGUACAGAUGCCAAUAUUCCACAUCGGCACAUACAACACCCUACAGUAACAGCAUUCUUGUGAGAGUAUCCUCUCCUGAUUCGCUUAUGAGUAUUGAAUCUGAGCCAGAAGCUCUGUGGUAUGCACAGACACUGAAGUUGAGUUGUAAAUUCACGUUCGGUCCGCAAGAUGAAUUCAUUUAUUUGUUUUAUCGGGAAGGCUCUGUUGUGGCUGAGAUCCAGACAAGAAAUAAAAGUGUUUCUUUUGAAAAGGAACGGGUUACGUCUGAGGAUACAGGACGGUAUCGAUGCCAAAUGCAGUUUGUUAAGUAUCCCAAAGGUCCUGUAUACACGUCAGCUUACAAACAUGUGAAUGUGCAAGAAAGUCCAGUGAGAUUACAGGUGAAUCCCAGGCUGCAGAGAGCCGGUGAUUCCAUCACACUGAAUUGUACCUGUGCCCAGGAUCACCUGUGUGGGAGAGGACAUAUUUCCUUCUCCAGAAACGAAAUCAUCGUAAGCUCUGAUUCUGAAUCUCACAAUAUCUAUCACAUCCAAGAAGCGACCCUAAUGGAUUCAGGAUGGUACCGCUGCAUGGUUUUCCAGAAACUUUCAACAUUCAUGUCUCUCCCGGUGGAAGUCACUGUCCAGAUCCCAGUGAGCUGCCCAUCCAUCAACUCAGAUCUGAAGGGCUCCACUAUAUCCAUUGGUGACCGCUUUACCAUCCAGUGUACCUUGGAAAGAGGGACGCUGCCUAUAAACCUCUUACUGUACCGUCAUCACCACGAGCUCCUGGGUAACACAACAGUCAUUGACUCCAGGACAGCCACUUUCCAUGUUACUGUGCCAUCUGAGGGGGAGGAUGCUGUGUACACCUGUGGUGCUGAAAAUGCCGUUACCCGUGUUGUCAACUGUAGUGAGCCACUCACCCUCACUUUGUCAGAUUCCCCUGGGAAUUUUGCCUUGAUCGUCGGAGGUUCUGCUGUUGCUGCUGUUCUCCUCACUUUCCUGCUUCUGUUCGCUGUUUGCAGACUCCGUCAGAAAGAGGGAAUUCAGGACAUCUCCAAUUCCCAACCCAGCAGAGAUGACAAUGGUUCCACUUCUGGUAAUAUUAUGUACUCUGUUGUUCAAGUGAACAGGAAAGAAAGAGAUCACAUCAGAGCAAGAAGAGAACCAAGGGAAGCUGACAGUCACGUGACUUACGCAUCGUUAAUGCACCUUGAAAGGACAAGGGACCAAGACAUACGUGCUGGAAGGCAGGAAGAUAAUGGUUCGUCUAUCUACCAGAACAUUCGGAGGAGCUAGUCACAGAACUCUGCUGGUGAAGAUUAAAAGUUCCUUCAGGUGGUGGGCAUGACUUGUCCUCAUUUGCCAUCGUCAACUGAAGAAAAGAAUGGACCAAAUUAACACAGCACUUCAUGUCAGAAAAAUGGUGUCUGAUUUCUCUCUCACUCUCGAGCACAAUUGAUUCCAAAUUCUGUGAACGUAUCCCCAAACCUUAGUGGUUAGAAGGCGGGAGGUCUUCUGUCUGAAGCUGUGGGUUCACAUCUUCACGCAAUUCUAAAUUCUCACUGAGAGAAACUAAGCUCGCACACUUCAAUAAUUUCAGUCCAAGACAAAAUCUGAAUCAGUAGUGUCCUUUAUUUUACUCUUGCAAGAGGGUGUGAAGUCCACUGUCUGUCCAUAAGGCAAGGGACUCACACACUGAAUUCAACGAAUACUCGAUAUUUAUAUAAUUUGGUUCCUAUAUAUUUUUUAUUAUUUCAUUGCUCCUUCCCCCGUUUACAUCCUCCACUUCCCUAAGACCGGUAGCCAUUACUCCUGUUUAUCUCUUGCCUUAUCCAGCCUUGUCUGUGACAAAAUGCUUACUUCUGGCCUCACAAGGCCGUUUGACCUCAUCCUGCUGUGGGUCAUUGUUAGGCACAUCCUUUCCUUACCAUUAUCUACUCCCUCCAUCUGUGCCGCCUCUCUCAUACAGAUCGUUAAGAUCCUUUUAACUGGGGUUUGUUCCGGUGUUUCUGUAAAAGUGGGAAACAGAUGUUUAUACCUAUUGUUUGUAUAGGCGUAUCUAGCUUAACUGCCUCUCCUCACAGCAUCUUAUCUAGUCGUCUGUAUUUCUACCAUUGUUUUGUUGUCCCGUUUCUUUCUUGCAUACACUUUUAGCUAAUACAAAAAAAAAAUUAUGUAUUUCCUCCAUAUAGUUUCCAUUCUUCUUGACUCAGCUCUUGGCUGAAACAAUGACACACUGGUGUGAGUUCAUUUACUU
Molecule: messenger RNA, 2746 nt
Organism: Hemiscyllium ocellatum (epaulette shark)
Lineage: Eukaryota; Metazoa; Chordata; Chondrichthyes; Orectolobiformes; Hemiscylliidae
Product: Fc receptor-like protein 5
Exons: 11
Coding region: 241-1785 (514 amino acids)
Biological process (GO): cell surface receptor signaling pathway
Molecular function (GO): transmembrane signaling receptor activity
Source: RefSeq, a predicted model, not a curated record